AUGUCUUCCCUUUUGAACUCUUACGAGUCUGAUUUUAGGACCACGCUUCAACAGACGCGAAGGCUACUUGACCAGGUAGGUUCGGAGCCCCUUUCUCAACGGAAUAGUACUUUGAAGACAAUUGAGCAGCAUAAGGAUGAUUUGUUUGACAUAGUUGAUCAGAUGGAGGUUGAGAUAAAUAAUGUGGUGAAUGAUGUACAGGUUAUGGCACGGCUUAAGUCGCAGUUGCGUGAGUUUAAGAGAGAUGCAAAUACGGUGAAGCAGUUGUUGGAGGGGUUUGUUGAAUCUAGGGAUAGGGAGGAGUUGUUCAGUGGUAUGGAGCAGGGGUUGGAUGAUGACCAGAGAGAGCAGCUUUUGGCCAACCAUUCAAUUCUGCAAAGGACCGGGAAUCGUUUGGUAGAUGCUGCGCAGUUGGCGAACGAAGCAGAGGGGGUUGGGAAUCAGAUCAUGAUGGAUUUAAGGUCGCAGAGGGAGGCGUUAGAGAAUUCCAGGCAGAACCUAUUCCAGGCGGACUCCUAUGUGGACAAAUCUAUCAGGACGUUGAAGACGAUGAGCAGGAGGUUGGUUGCGAAUAAGUUUAUAUCCUAUGCGAUCAUUGGGGUUUUGAUACUAUUGAUCUUGUUGGUGUUAUACUCUAAAUUCAAAUGA
Messenger RNA from Eremothecium cymbalariae DBVPG#7215, 648 nucleotides. It is a transcript of the gene VTI1, whose product is annotated as v-SNARE protein VTI1. The transcript has a single exon. Gene Ontology annotation, molecular function: SNARE binding; SNAP receptor activity. Gene Ontology annotation, biological process: macroautophagy; retrograde transport, endosome to Golgi; intra-Golgi vesicle-mediated transport. The coding region runs from base 1 to 648 and encodes 215 amino acids. NCBI's taxonomy places the organism in Eukaryota, Fungi, Ascomycota, Saccharomycetes, Saccharomycetales, Saccharomycetaceae. The record is from RefSeq and is a predicted model, not a curated record. Gene Ontology annotation, cellular component: ER to Golgi transport vesicle membrane; SNARE complex; late endosome membrane.